Messenger RNA from Orbicella faveolata, 1778 nucleotides. RefSeq names its product piRNA biogenesis protein EXD1-like. Lineage: Eukaryota; Metazoa; Cnidaria; Anthozoa; Scleractinia; Merulinidae. The record is from RefSeq and is a predicted model, not a curated record.
UUAUAUCAACAAACUGUGAAUUGUGAAUUGCGACAUAACAGAAACCUCUUCAGUUUUUGCUCACAGGUAUUAAUUGUGUCGUAAAGAAUGGCUUACGAAAACGCAAAUGACUAUGAUUACAGACUGGUCAAUGAUGAAACUGGUCUUAAGGAUGCGAUCUCUGAGCUCAAAGGGAAAAUAGCUGAACGGAACACCCUUUUAGCCGUCGAUUGUGAGGGGGAUUCGUUGAGCAGGAAGGGAGCGCUUACCAUCAUCACAGUAGCAACUGAGGAGAAAGCCUACAUAUUCGAUGUGUUGAAAUUAGGACAACUCGUAUUCAGCAGUGGACUUGGUGAAAUUCUUGAAGACAAAUCUCGUGAGAAGUUGACGUUUGAUUGCCGACAAGAUUCCGACGCGCUUUGGCAUCAGUUUAAGGUCAAACUAAGCGGAGUCUUGGAUCUUCAGCUGCUUGAAGUCAUCUAUCGCCGAGAAAACCCCACAGCCGACUCCACAGUUAAUACUCCUGGGUCAGUUUCCACCACGAACAAACGCGGUGGUCGUGGUGGCCGUCGCAACCGCCGCAGCCAGAAAACAGAUGAAGUAGAGAAGAUAAAUGGCUUAAGUCGCUGCAUCGAGUUGUACCUCCAGGAUGAAAAGUUGACCAAAAUAAAGGACAAAGGGAAAGAGCUGUUAAAGGAAGACAACGAAGUGUGGACAAAGAGACCCCUGACGGAUGAUCUUAUCCAGUACUGUAUUGUGGAUACCAUGGCGAUGUUCAGGUUGUACAACAAGAUGAAGGAUGUCAAUGGUGGAGAACAGGCUCGUCUGCGAGUUGCAUCCGAGAAGUAUGUUGAUCUGUAUCGUGAAAAGAGAGAAAGGUCUUUCGAUGACUAUGAAACAAACGCGUAUCUACCUCUUGACAUCAUCCCUGAUAAAGGAACUCUAGAUUUUCCGGCUGCUAACACUGAAUGUACGCGCUGCCAUCGACGAUUUCCACGAGAAGAAUUCAGUGCAACACAGCUGAGGAAAGGAGAACAGAAAUGCAGGGUGUGUAAGGAAAUCAAGCGCCUGGAGGAUGUACAAAGAAACAGAGGACGUGCUGCCCGAGAUGAUGAUGAUGAUGAUUGUGUUUAUAUUCCUGAAGGCAUGUCUGAUUACGCGUGGGUUAAUGGCCAUGAACCUUGGGAGGACUCAGGCUACUCUGAUUAUUGGUGAAGCCUCAUGACUUCAGUGAUUGCAAAGACAUUUAUAAGACUAAAUUGAGACGAACGUAAGAGUGUGAAUCAUGCUUUUGUUUCCAUUUUUACCAAGUUAUACCAUUUACUAAUACCAAUAUUUGUUUUCUUUGUUUCAGUGGCAUGCCUGUAAAGUAGCUAAGCUUAGUUCUUGUAUAGCUAAGUGCAUGUCCACUAUAAAUAAGAUGUACAUUUACUUUACAUUUAAAGUUAAACUUAUCUGCACGGAGAGAGUGUUUUAACACUAUUUAAAACAAGUAUUAAAAAGCAAUAGCAAGCAAGUAGAUUUAGCAAUUAAGCAGAUUAAAUUCAAACAGAUGUUUUAAACUUCACUCUUUUAAAAGUCCAUUAUUAUUAUUACUAGUAGCGAUCAAAGUUAGAGCAGUGCGUUCAAGCGCGUACUUUGCAUGUUUGGUCUACUUUGGUGGCGUUCGACUGGCUCGAUAGAAAACUAAGUGUAAUCGAAUGACAGAUAACGGUCUGCACGUGAAGUUAAACCCUGCGGUAAAAGUGUUUUUAAUUAAUUAGGUAUUAACUUGUACUGAACAAAAUAUUUUCCAGGAA